GUUGCCCUGCACCUUCCGGGGAGCCGGCCCUGGCCUCGCUCCGAGGGACGUUCGGCGCUUCACUCUCUGUGGUUGGUUUCAGGCAGGAAGGCAGAAUGGAAGGUGCCCUCCAGAUGCCAGCCCUGGGCCGCCCGUUCCAGCUGGGGAUGCUCUACGACUGCCACAGAGAGUUGCUGAUCCCAAGCAUUACUUUGUGGGAUGCUGAUCUUCUGCAGAAGGAGGCAACUCUGGAGGCCCAACGCCAGGCUGAAUUUCAAGUCCUGGCAUCUGAGUCUCUCCGAGACAAAGCCUCGGCCCUCGGCCUGAACGGGUCCCUGAGGGCCAGCUUCUUCGGGGGGCUUUUCGAAGUGGGGGGAUCGGCCGCCUACUUGCAAGACAAUAAGCAGUCCGCGAGCCAUGCCCGCGUGACUCUUCACCAUUCGGCUACUACUGAAUUCAAGCACCUGGCAGAGAGCCAUCUCAGCAGGAAGAGCGUGUCUUACGAGAAAGCAUUUGAGGAGGGGUCAGCCACGCACGUGGUCACGGCAGUGCUCUACGGGGCCCACGCGUUCUUUGUGUUUGAUUGUGAGGCUUCCAGGCCUGAAGCGGUCCAGGACACCCAGGGGCGUCUUCUGGGGAUGGUCCGGAAGGUACCAGCGGUUGCAGCAGAAGGCAGAGGCUCCCUCAGGUGGAAUGACGCGGAGAAAGAAAUUGAGGGGAAGAUCACCUGUACCUUCUAUGGCGAUUUCCCUCUGCAGAAUAACCCAACUACUUUCCAAGAUGCCCUGGAAACCUGUGCCGGUCUCCCCCAAAUCUCGAGUGGGAAGGCGGUGCCAGUGACGGUCUGGUUGUAUCCACUGGUCAAGCUGGAUCCUCAAGCGGCCCACGUGGUGCGCGAUGUCCCACUGAGCUGGCUCAGGGAGGUGGAGACUCACUUGAAGUCGCUAACGAAAGUCGACCUUAGGUGCAACGAUCUGAUAAAGUCUCCCGUUGCCUCUGUCUUCCCGGAGGUGAGGGAGAAAAUCAAGCGGCUGCAGCGGCUUUGCCGGCGGCACGGCCAGGUUUUCCAGCAAGAGAUAGGGCAGAAUCUGCCGGCUGUCCGUGGGGGCAAGGAGGACGCUGCUGUUUUGUGGGGCGUCUUAAUGCGCUUGAACCAGACCCCUUUCGAUAGGCAGGCACUGAAGACGUUUCUUGCCAGAAAGGAGCAGGAGGUGGACUUCGUGGGGCUUUGCCUUUCGCAGCUCAGAGGCCUGGAAGUCAUCUCUGCUCAGAACGAGCUGGAUGGGAUUUUGUUUGACCGCAAAAGCAAGCUCGUCGUCUCAUUUACGUUUACUUCCUUACGCAGCGAGGAGCCUUAUUUAAGUGAUUUGCAAGAGUGGCUCCGGAGACCACAUUUAGCAGGAAGGGCAGAACGAGCACCGGUAACGUCUUUCUCAAAGAAGCAAACGUCUAAACUGUGGUUUGAGGAUGAGGAGAGGAAGCAGAACAUCCGCUGUGCUGCUCGUUCCCUUUUGGACUUUGUUGAGAUCAACAGAGGAAGAGGCGACGUUCGGUUCAUCGUCUCCUCUGCCUGUGACGAGAGCAACCCGGGCGCUUCGGUUUACCUCUACGAAGAUGGAAAGCUGGUCAACGCCCACCUGGAGUUGCCCUCCAGGCCUCCCCCUCCUGAGGUUGAGCGAGUCCAACCGAAGGGGGUCCAGAUCAGUGCUAAUCCGGUGGCCCAUGGGGGGGCUUCCGUCUCCAGGUAUCAGGUGGAAUAUCGGAUUGCGGGAGAGGAGGAGUGGAGGAGCCUCCCUACCGAGGGUCCCAAGAAUAAGUUCACCCUGGAAGGCGUGCACCCAAACGCUGAAUACCAGUUCCGAUGCGCUGCCGUGACUCAGCUCGGGCUCAGUCGGUGGAGUGAGGAGGUCGCUUGGGCCUGUCCUAUGGGGAGCCCCGGAAAGGAGGCUCGUCUGCAAGGAGAGAGACGUCUAGAAGUUGGAAUGCCGUAUAAUCGGGAAAAGAGUAAGAUGCCUUGUUUAUGUACCGCUCUUUUGGACCAGAACGUUUGAUUUUAUAUUAAUACAUUUCCACGGAGGCCUUUUAGAAAAGGGGGCUCAGAUGCUGAUGUGGAAUCAGUAUUUUAAAAAAUUGGGAAAGCAGGAAAAAUGAGCGAAUGAAAAAUCGAUCUGAAUGUUCGGGCGCCCUCCCAGCUGGCUAGGAGUCGUCUGAGAAACCGCAGGAAGAACCUUUUUUCUAUUGGCAAAGGUGAACUUGCUGAACUAACCUGAUAAUUUGGAGGCCUUCUGCAUGUGUUCGGAAGAGCCUUUUUUAAAUCAGAUCAAAUUUUCAAUCAAUUAAAUCAACUGGAUUGAACGGUUUGAUGUGACAGUUGAACUGGUAAAGAUUCAGUGACCCAAAUAGAUUUUGACUGAGCUUUGAUCGAUCGAACCAUGGAUUGGAGCUGGAUUGAACUGAACUGAUCACCUUUACUCCGUAGUGCAAGUACAAUUUCAGUACCAUUCCCCUCCACCACCUCUCCCCAAGUUUCAGCAGCAACGAUACAAUCGCUCUGUGUAUAAUUUUGUGGUGCAACAAACAAGACUCCCUUUUCAGGUUAUUCAUCCAGUCAGCCCCAGUGAUGAUGGUGGUUGGGACGUCCACCGCCCCUUCUCCUUCCUGCACAUCCGCUCCUUUCCGAUCAGCCCCUUGGCUCUGGACCCUCCUGGCCCAUCAGGUGGCGGGGCUCAAUGGGUGGGGUGGGGGACGCUGACUCUGCCCACCGUACAGAAAGCAGAGGAGCAGCUGUAAAUGGCGCCACCCACGUCCGCCCGCUGCUGGUUCCUUGCGGUCCUGUCUCGCCCGGGACUGAAGGUUUCCCCUCGAGAAGCCGGUGGGGCAGGACGUUUGCAGCCGCAGGGCCCCCCCGUUUUGGGGCGGAGCGGUUUAUCGGUUGGUGGUUGGCUGGCUGGCUAGUCCGUAUGGCUACCCAUCUCCGAUUCACGGCUCUGGAAAGCCAGCGAUGUCUGGACAAGGCUGGCGCAGCGGGAACCUCCCCAAACGGGCCCUUUCGAAGGAGAGCCCUGCUUUGGUGCGAUUUCUGUCAGGUCCAGGCGGUUUUAAAGCUGCCUGUCCCGGGGCUCCCGGGAGAAGACCCCCGUGCUGCCUCCUCAGGCCCUCCUGAGAGGUGAAGCGUUGCCGGAGACCCCUGCCCCCUUCCAGGACGCGGCAGGGCCGGAGGAGCCCUGCAGCCGGGUCGGCCUGUCCUGGGCGGGGGGGUGGAGCCCUCCCCUCGCACUCCCCAACAGCUGGAGGGGGAGCAGCAGGGGGGGGGCCCGGGCAGCCAGGACAUCUCCUCCUUGGGCCAGACCAAGAUUUGGUGUGACGUAUUUUACCGCUUCCCUCUAGGCAGCGCUCCGCUUUUGUGACAGGCUGUGGGAAUCGCCUUGGGAGACAGGAGGAAGAGCCGCAGCCAGGGCGGCGGGCAGGCGGGAGACGCCUCAGCCCGCAGAAGGAAUGGG
Molecule: messenger RNA, 3479 nt
Organism: Python bivittatus (Burmese python)
Lineage: Eukaryota; Metazoa; Chordata; Lepidosauria; Squamata; Pythonidae
Source: RefSeq, a predicted model, not a curated record